Lathyrus sativus (Indian pea) is the source of this 732-nucleotide messenger RNA. The record is from the annotation of a GenBank genome assembly. NCBI's taxonomy places the organism in Eukaryota, Viridiplantae, Streptophyta, Magnoliopsida, Fabales, Fabaceae.
AUGGAUGAGGACAUUCUGAAAACUUUGGAAACUGAUGAAAGCAGCAUGGACAUGAUGACAAUGAUGAUGCAAAUGGAAAAGUUUCCUGAAUUCCACCCUCCUUUUUAUAACAACAACAACAUUCUCCAUAUCAAUCUUAACAACACAUAUAACGAGCUCCCUUAUGGAAACUCAAACGUAACUUAUCCACAACCACCACUCUCUUAUCCUCAACAACCAAUGACACCGUCUAUUCAACACAACGGAGUUCAAAUUCCAUCCGGGAGAAUCAACAAUGCUUUGUUCUCGUCGUACUCUGAUAAGAAGAACUCAAUGGCAAUCAUGAGAGAGAUGAUAUUCCGUAUGGCGGUUAUGCAACCGGUUAAUAUAGACCCAGAAGCAAUCAAGCCACCAAAGAGAAAGAACGUGAAGAUUUCAAAGGAUCCACAAAGUGUAGCAGCGAGACACAGACGAGAAAGGAUUAGCGAGAGAAUAAGAAUCUUGCAGAGAUUAGUCCCUGGUGGAACUAAAAUGGACACAGCUUCAAUGUUAGACGAAGCAAUACAUUAUGUGAAGUUCUUGAAGAAACAAGUUCAAACGUUGGAACAAGUUGGAGCAAAUAGACCUAUGAAUGUUGUUGGUUUUCCAGGAAUGGUUUCUAAUGGAAACUCUAACUACAACUCUUCUUUUCUUAGAGGUUGUUCAUCACCUUGUCAAAUGGUGGGUCCCACUUCCAAACAAAUGCUUAGUUGA